GGAAGGGUGGGGUGAGGGGGCGAGGCCGCAGCUAGCGCGGCGAAACUCUCCUCCCCUCUGCCCCACAGCGUGGGACGGCGUGAACGCGGUGUUGGAGGGAUGUCCGCCUUCUCUGAGGCGGCGCUGGAGAAGAAGCUGUCGGAGUUAAGCAACUCGCAGCAGAGCGUGCAGACCUUGUCCCUGUGGCUCAUCCACCACCGCAAGCACUCGCGCCCUAUCGUGACCGUGUGGGAGCGGGAGCUGCGUAAAGCCAAACCAAACAGGAAGCUUACUUUUCUCUACCUAGCCAAUGAUGUCAUUCAGAACAGCAAAAGGAAGGGGCCGGAGUUUACAAAAGAUUUUGCACCAGUUAUAGUGGAGGCUUUUAAGCAUGUUUCAAGUGAAACUGAUGAAAGUUGUAAGAAGCACCUUGGAAGAGUGUUAUCUAUUUGGGAAGAAAGGUCUGUUUAUGAAAAUGAUGUAUUAGAACAACUUAAGCAAGCUUUGUAUGGUGAUAAGAAGGCUAGGAAGCGAACUUAUGAACAGAUAAAGGUGGAUGAAAAUGAAAACUGUUCCUCUCUGGGAUCUCCAAGUGAACCACCACAGACUCUAGAUCUCGUUAGAGCAUUACAAGAUCUAGAAAAUGCUGCUUCAGGUGAUGCAGCAGUUCAUCAGAGGAUAGCUUCUUUACCUGUUGAAGUCCAAGAAGUAUCUCUACUAGAUAAGAUAACAGAUAAAGAAUCUGGAGAAAGGCUUUCUAAAAUGGUAGAGGAUGCUUGCAUGUUGCUGGCAGAUUACAAUGGCAGAUUGGCGGCUGAAAUAGAUGAUAGGAAGCAGCUCACUCGAAUGUUAGCAGAUUUUCUUCGUUGUCAAAAGGAGGCCCUUGCAGAGAAAGAGCAUAAAUUGGAAGAAUACAAGCGCAAAUUAGCCAGAGUUUCCCUGGUGCGCAAAGAACUCAGGUCCCGGAUCCAGAGCCUGCCAGACUUGUCUCGAUUGCCCAAUGUCACUGGCAGCCACAUGCACCUGCCCUUUGCGGGGGACAUCUACAGUGAAGAUUGAUGACCAGUCUCUUUCCAGGGCCCAGGACUUUGCAGGAGAUGGAGACAGGUUAGGUGGAUAGUCCUGUAGUGUUAUUUUUGUAUAUUGUUGAGAGUGACACAACAACAACAAAAAAUGACCAGUAAUUUAUAAAAUUGUUUAAAAUGUUGGUUUGUUUACUAUUUUCUUGGUAAGUUAACAUGACUUAGUUUAAACAAAGUGAUGAUCUCUGUGUAUUAAUAAGUUCACAAAUAGUGAUUAUUUUCAAAAGAUCUUUUGUAAAUUUUUUUGAUCCAGGGCCUUGUGAGAAAUUCCAUGUUUCUAUUUCUUCAUGUUAUUUUCAAAUGCUUUUCUUUAUUUUCAUUUGUAUCUAAUCACUGUAUAGUAUGUAAUUUCUAAAGGGUAAGAGCUAAUCAGGAGUUGGUUGAGACUUGAUUAUGGUAUAGUUAGGACUUGAUUAUAGAGGAGACUGAGUGUUUCAACUUAAUCUUCACCCUUCUCCCCGACCAAAAUAUCAGUUCUGUGCCUCUCAAUGCCUUGAUUCCUUAUUCCUUAGAGGUCAGUAAUUUAACACUAAACAUGGGUGUCAUUUUUAGAGUCUCAUCAGAGCUUAGAGAAUGUUUCCACUGUAGCACCGUAGGGGUCCAUUCCAACUGCCAGAGUAGAAUAAGAGGAGUGUUAAAUAGGGACCCCCUUGAUUAAACUGUUUAAAAAUAGUUGAUUAGAUUAAUACGGAAUGCUUGGGAAGUGUUAUAAAUUUUGACAUUCUACCAACAGGACAGCUUUCAUUCUGGAACUGAUUUCUGUCUGUCAGAUCAGUCUCCUUUUAACAUAAUUGAUCCCUUUAACAUAAAGCCAUCUGUGGGAUUAAGAGAAACAAAAUAAUGAUACUUUUAUUAUUCCCAUAGCCUUUAACUUUAAAAACUAUGGUAUUUUUAGCUCUAAUAUCUCAAGGACACAAUGCUCAUUUAUGUUCAUUAAAGUAGCCUGGAACACUUUUAAUGUUUCCUUAAGGUUUUGAAUGACUGUAUAUUUGGAAAUUAAGCAGUGCUGCACUACAGGGUAGAUCUGGUAAAUAUUAUAUUUGUAUAUUUAGAAUUACCAAAACAAUGUACUUUUACCUUUUUUAACCCUGUGUGUUAGAGCAGUUGCAUGCUCUCCUGCUUUCUUCUUAAAUCACAUUAUUAAGCUAUGGAUUUGAACUCAGUGAUGACUUAGGAUAAACGUUUUUUUACUCAUUACGUAUUGGACAUUUUUCUUUUCAUUGUAAGCAGAUUCAAAUUAGAUAGCCAAUAAAACAUCUUUCAAUCCCACAAGCCAGUUAUGUCUCAGUAGUCUGAAUGGCUUCACUCUUUCUUCCUCAGUAUUAGAGAUUAUAGUUAAAAGGAAUUUAUAUGUGAAGGAGAAUGCAAAUAUUUAUUUUUAAUAGCUAAUAGUUCUGGAAACAGUGCUUUUUAACAAUUUGACCCCUCUCCAAAACAGACACAUACAAAUGGUUCCCAUUCAUAUAUGGCGUAUAGUCCAAAGUUUUUAAUCACCUUUUGGGAGCUGGGGCACGUUUUCUUACAGAAACAGUUGUAGUUAGGUUCCCUGUGAACACCACUACAGAAAACUCACCUGGGAAGCUAAUGCACUUAAACAUGAUGUAGUUCAUGUUGACAUAAAGUAGUUGACACAUUAUUAAUAGUUAUUAAUAGUAGAUCCUGACCAGCAUUUGUAACAUUCUAACGUCACUCUAACUGAGGAAAUGGUGUGUAGCGGCCAGACCAUGUUGUGGGGUGUGUCUGGUGUACCUCUGUCCAUCCGUGUAGGAUAUGUAAGAAAAAGAUUCAGCUUGGCGGGUGUGUUUAACAAAUGCACAGUUAUAAAAACCUAGUUACCUGUUAUGAAACUAUAUCAUGUAAGUUUUUUUUGUUAAAGUGAAAGCAAAAACUUGUAUAUUAAUUUAUUUUCAACAUCUUGACCUAUUUAUGAUAUGCUAAAAUGGUGAUUUAUUCAUUCAAAAUAUUUUUUUCCAUUUAAAACUAAUUUAUAAACUGUACUCCUGGAGGAUCUGAACUCUAUUAGAAGUUUGUUGAAAUGUUUUCACCAUUUAAGAUAGACUUCUGACUUAGAUACUGAUUUUAAUGCCAGUAUCUGCUCUAAAUAUUUAUUAUAAAAAUGCAUUAUUUUUUUAAAGAGCUUGAUGCAAUUUGUGAUAAGUGAUAGUACUCACCCUGAAUCCUACCCCCAAUCCCACCCUUUGACCCAUCCUCCUCAAACCUUUGGUGGUUGGUUAAUUCACUAACUCUGAACACAAAUGGUAUGGUGUGGUUUAGAAGUUAUAUUUUCAGCCUUAUGAUACUUAACAUGGUAAGCCUUAGCAGUAAGUAGUCUUCUUCUCUAAAAGGUAGAGUACUUCUCAAGAAAUGGGGUUAGAUGGGGGUAUUGACAUACCAGAUUCUAAAUCAUGAGCAUUUUCUCCACUGUGUAUGUGAGGCAAAUCAUGCAUCUCUGAGUGCAGUUUGGCCUGGCCCCUCAAAAGAAAAGCGUAUCACCACACCUGCAGUAGGGGUACUAUGGUUUGAAUGGACACCACCACUCUUUUCUCCACAAACCAUGCAGACAGCUGUUUGGAGUGGCAGUUUGAACAGAUUCCCUGGCAUUCCCUCUGCUCCUUCUAUCACUACAGUAAGUAAAAGAACCACAUGGGGGAACCGGGGAGUCUGAGAAAACCAGCUCUGCUCAGUAGCCAACCUCCCCUCUAGGAAAACCAGCCCAGAUGCAGCUAUUUUGGUACCUUUCCUCACAUUCACUCUGAAUCAGGGUUUUUCUAUCAGAACUCCUUCAGAAUCAGCAAAAGCUGGGAUGACCCGGUCAUCUUGAUUUGCAAAAUUGAAAGAACAAAACUAGAUUGUCACUUGUCACUGUAGAUGAGCAACUCCUCUAUUAGUUAUUGAACUGGUUCUGGAAAAUCUUUAGAAUGAAAAAAAUGCAAAUACAAAUUAAUUGGGAAAGUUAAAAUGUCCUUUCUGAAAUUUCCAUUGUAAAAAUUGAUAUAUGAAAUAACAUAAACUACUAAACUGCUUUGUAUUCUAUUAAGAAAUAGCUCCUGAAGGUAUACUCUUGUUUCAUAGCUGUUGCACUAUAUGAAAGCUUUUUUUUUUUUAAGUGUAAACCCAGUUCUCUGUAGAAAGGGAGCAUUGAGUUACCUACUGACUUUAUUUAUACAGAGCAUUUGCUGCCCUCUGUAAUUCCAGCCAUCCACACGUGAGUCUGUUCUGAGGUGGCAGUAGCACAUAGGAAGAUGAAGUUUCCCUGUUUCUUUACCCCUAUUUGUUUGGCUGUAUCUGAUGACAAUAUAAGAUGUUCUUAAUAAAGUUUUAUGUUCUUUUUGAAAUGUGUAGAUUAUUUUGGUGAAUCUAGUUAAUUGGAUAUGGGAUGGGGAAGG
Pteronotus mesoamericanus is the source of this 4447-nucleotide messenger RNA. It is a transcript of the gene RPRD1A, whose product is annotated as regulation of nuclear pre-mRNA domain containing 1A. The coding region runs from base 100 to 1038 and encodes 312 amino acids. Gene Ontology annotation, biological process: mRNA 3'-end processing. Lineage: Eukaryota; Metazoa; Chordata; Mammalia; Chiroptera; Mormoopidae. The record is from RefSeq and is a predicted model, not a curated record. Gene Ontology annotation, molecular function: RNA polymerase II C-terminal domain binding. The transcript has 7 exons.